Molecule: messenger RNA, 1896 nt
Organism: Dufourea novaeangliae
Lineage: Eukaryota; Metazoa; Arthropoda; Insecta; Hymenoptera; Halictidae
Gene: Sac1
Product: phosphatidylinositide phosphatase SAC1
Exons: 8
Coding region: 142-1896 (584 amino acids)
Biological process (GO): phosphatidylinositol dephosphorylation
Cellular component (GO): endoplasmic reticulum
Molecular function (GO): phosphatidylinositol-4-phosphate phosphatase activity
Source: RefSeq, a predicted model, not a curated record
UUCAUCGUAUUCUAUUCCGUGCAUAUGUAUAGUUUACGAUUCUUAUUGUUACCGUAGUUUAUUUUCUUUCCCUCAUUGCAUUUCGUUUCUUGCAAGUUUAUAUUCUUGUAUAACACAAUCUCAGGAUUUUUAAGUGGCAUCAUGAAGCUGCACACAGACGUAUAUGACAAACUGUAUUUAUACAUAACACCGGAAAAGUUUUAUGUAGAACCUGUUGGGACUAAAGUAUUACUUGUAGUUGAUAGAGUGAGUCAGCAAAUUUAUACUCAAGCUGGUACUGCCAGUCAGAUUCCAUCAAGUGCAAGCCGUAGAAAAAUAUGGGGUAUAAUAGGCACUAUAAGGUUGUUAGCAUGUCGUUACCUUAUAGUCAUCACUGAAGCCACAGAGAUUGGAACUAUAGCUGGCCAUCUAAUUUAUAAAAUAGUUGCUACAGAAGUUAUACCAUAUACAAAAUCUUCUUUGCAUCUUAGUGAAAAGCAACUGCAAAACAAUGCUACAUAUUUAGAAAUGAUAAAAUCUGUAUUGAAUACACCACAUUUCUAUUUCAGUUAUACAUAUGAUCUUAGCCAUACAAUGCAAAGACUUCAUAAUACACCACCCGAAUUUUUACAGAUGCCACUUCAUGAUAGAGCAGAUCUUAGAUUUGUAUGGAAUGCUUAUCUUCUGCAAGAUCUAACAUCAAGACCAGAGCAGUAUAAGUUUUGCCUGCCUAUUAUUCAUGGAUUUGUGUCAUUAAACACUAUUACUGUAACUGGUAGUACAUCAUUCAAUUUGAGCAUUGUGUCUAGACGCAGUGUACACCGUGCAGGAACUAGAUUAUUUUCACGUGGUAUAGAUUCUACUGGUAAUGUUUCUAACUACGUAGAAACAGAGCAAUUGGUCGAAUAUAAUGGACAUCGUAUAUCGUUUGUACAAACACGCGGCUCUAUACCUUUGUUUUGGUAUCAGGCACCGAAUUUGAAGUAUAAACCUAAACCACAGUUGAGUAACCAUGAAGACCAUCAAACUGCUUGUGCUCGGCAUUUCGAAGCUCAGAUAUUUCACUAUGGAAAGCAGAUUUUGAUUAAUUUAAUUGAUCAACGUGGUCCAGAAGCUGCACUGGAAAAGGCGUAUCAUAAUAUAGUACAACAAAUUAACAAUCAAAAUGUUCAAUAUGAAAGUUUUGAUUUCCACGCCGAAUGUAGACGACUAAAAUGGGACCGAUUGAACGUUUUACUUGAUAGAUUAGCUCCUGAAAUGGAACAAAUGGGUUACUUCUUUCUUUUGGAAGAUGGAACGCUAUUGUCUGCACAGGAUGGUGUUUUUCGCACAAACUGUAUUGAUUGUCUUGAUAGAACUAAUGUUGUUCAGAGUAUGAUAGCAAAGAGGAUUCUCAACAACGCGUUAUCAAGAUUAGAAAUCCUUAGGAGAAUCGAAGAUCACCCUAAUGUUGAAGAGCAUUUCAAGCGGAUUUGGGCCGAUAAUGCAGAUGUGAUAAGUAUCCAGUACUCAGGCACUGGUGCAUUGAAGACAGAUUUCACGCGAACUGGUAGACGUACGAAACUAGGUGCCAUGAGAGAUGGAAUGAACUCUUUAACAAGAUACUAUAAAAAUAAUUUUACCGAUGGGUAUAGACAGGAUUCUUUAGAUCUAUUCUUGGGUCGUUACAUUGUGCAAGAUGGCGAAUGCACAUCGGUUCAAUGUCCUUUGGAAUCUGAACGAAACUGGCGUUACGCCACAUUCCCCUUGGUGCUUCUUGUAGCAUCAUCGAUGCUAGUGGCUCAUAUAAUUCUCCCUUCGAGAUACACCACUGAAAUUUUAUUAUACAUGCUAUUUUGGGGUGCUAUGGUAGGUGGUACAUUCGCAACCAUUAUUCACCAUGGCAAGCAAUACGUGGAUAAACCUAAACUGCUUUGA